This is a messenger RNA of Mizuhopecten yessoensis (Yesso scallop), 1118 nucleotides long. RefSeq names its product chitotriosidase-1-like. Gene Ontology annotation, cellular component: extracellular region. The transcript has 8 exons. The annotation marks the transcript as partial. NCBI's taxonomy places the organism in Eukaryota, Metazoa, Mollusca, Bivalvia, Pectinida, Pectinidae. Gene Ontology annotation, biological process: chitin catabolic process; carbohydrate metabolic process. Gene Ontology annotation, molecular function: chitin binding; chitinase activity. The record is from RefSeq and is a predicted model, not a curated record.
CGUUCAUACGGAGGUUAAUGACACCGUCUACUUUCGGUUUAAAUUCACCAGGAAGUAAAGGAGGCCGGGUAAGGAAGAAUGCCACAUCGAACAUGGCAGGCUACAGAUUUCUUGGUUGUUUCCUGGUCCUUGUGGUGAUGUUGACCAAUGGGGUAUGUGAGAGGGCACCCCCCCCCGCUACAGAUGGUGGCCGGGUGGUGUGUUAUGUAAUGCAGACCUCCUUCAUGCCAGCGACAGCCAUUCCUGCUCAGCUGUGUACCCAUAUCAUUGUGGCCUUCGCUAGCAUUGAAGGUCUUACAUUGGCUCCACCCUCCUCCAAAGAUGAAGAGUUCUACCAAGGGGUAAACAGGCUCAAGUCUGUCAAUCCAUCUCUAUCGGUGAUGAUUUCUCUACAGAAGGAUUUCACCAAUGUAAUCAAAGCUAACGUCAGUCAACAACAGCAGUUUGCUAUGAACGUGUUGAACUACUUAACAAAGUAUAAGUUUGAUGGUGUUGAUUUUGACUGGGAACCUUCACAUAAAACUAGUGCUCAGGAAAAUAAAGGAUACAUGCAAGUCAUACAGAUUGUACGAAAAACCUUGGAUGAUGAAACAAGACGUCUUGGCUCUGCUUCGAAACAGAUGUCUGCUGCUCUUACACCAAACAUCCCAAGCUCACAGAUGUAUGAUGUACCAGGCCUGGCUAAAGUUCUGGACUUUGCCACAGCCAUGACAUACGAUUACCACCUUUAUAUAAAAAAUGUGGACAACACGACUGGCUACAAUAGUCCUCUGUAUGCUGCUAAGGGAGAGAGAAAGGACUACUGUGUGGAUGGGACAAUCAAGAACUACCUCACCCUGGGGAUGCCUGCAUCCAAACUUUUGCUUGGACUGCCAACCUACGGCCGUACUUACACUCUUGGUGAAGCAGACAGCCACAGCCUCCAUGCUCCAGCUGUCAGCAAGGGCAAGCCAGGACCAGUUAGGGGAGUGACAGGUGUAUACAGCUACCAGGAUGUAUGUACCGUGUUGAAGACAGCUGGAGGAACUAGUGUCUGGGAUGACCAAUCAAAGGUUCCAUACCUCUACGCUGGAACAACAUGGGCAUCGUAUGAAGGCAUACAGAGCAGCACCAAUAAG